AUGGGUAAAGUGCACGGUUCCCUGGCUCGUGCCGGUAAAGUCAAGUCUCAGACCCCCAAGGUCGAGAAGCAAGAGAAGGCCAAGACCCCCAAGGGCCGCGCGAAGAAGAGACUCACUUACACUCGCCGUUUCGUCAACGUCACCCUGACCGGUGGCAAGAGAAAGAUGAACCCCAACCCUGGCACAUAA
Truncatella angustata is the source of this 189-nucleotide messenger RNA. RefSeq names its product ribosomal protein S30. Lineage: Eukaryota; Fungi; Ascomycota; Sordariomycetes; Amphisphaeriales; Sporocadaceae. Gene Ontology annotation, molecular function: structural constituent of ribosome. The record is from RefSeq and is a predicted model, not a curated record. Bases 1 to 189 code for a protein of 62 amino acids. Gene Ontology annotation, biological process: translation. Gene Ontology annotation, cellular component: cytosolic small ribosomal subunit; ribosome. The transcript has 3 exons.